Botrytis deweyae is the source of this 969-nucleotide messenger RNA. RefSeq lists its product as uncharacterized. The record is from RefSeq and is a predicted model, not a curated record. The transcript is spliced from 4 exons. Gene Ontology annotation, biological process: monoatomic anion transmembrane transport. Lineage: Eukaryota; Fungi; Ascomycota; Leotiomycetes; Helotiales; Sclerotiniaceae. Gene Ontology annotation, cellular component: mitochondrial outer membrane. Gene Ontology annotation, molecular function: voltage-gated monoatomic anion channel activity. The coding region runs from base 1 to 969 and encodes 322 amino acids.
AUGUCUGUCCCAGCUUUCACUGAUAUCGCCAAGGCGUCCAACGAUUUGCUCAACAAAGAUUUCUACCACCUCACUGCUGCCGCACUUGAGGUCAAGUCGAAUACUCCAAACAAUGUCGCAUUCAAAGUGACUGGAAAGAGCACCCACGACAAUGCCACAAGUGGUCUGUUGGAGGCCAAGUUCACAGACAAGCCAACUGGUAUAUAUUUUAAUCAAUCUAUUCUACAAUAUUUCCCCGUUCAUAGUCCAUUUGGUUUCUUUCUCAUCAGACAACCCGGUUGUGCACAGUUACUAAUCCAGUAUGCCGGCGGAACAGGCUUGACUCUUACCCAAACAUGGAACACUCUCAACGCUCUCGACACCAAGAUUGAGAUCAACGACACCAUUGCCAAGGGUCUCAAGGCUGAGAUUCUCGGUUCUUUCGCUCCUACCACCCAAAAGAAGGGCGCAAAGGUCAACCUUCACUUCAAGCAACCAAACUUCCACGGACGCGCAUUCUUCGAUCUCCUCAAGGGUCCAACUGCCACCGUUGACGCUGUUAUCGGACAAGAUGGUUUCUUGGCUGGUGCCACCGCUGGUUAUGAUGUCCAAAAGGCAGCUAUCACCAGCUACUCCGCCGCUGUUGGAUACACUGCCCCCACUUACAGUGCUGCCAUCACUGCUGCUGACAACUUGAGCGUCUUCUCCGCCUCAUACUACCACAAGGUCAACACUCAAGUCGAGGCUGGUGCCAAGGCUACCUGGGACUCCAAGAACACCAACUCUGUUGGUCUCGAGGUUGCUAGCAAGUACAGACUUGACCCACUCUCCUUCGCCAAGGUCAAGAUCAACGACCGUGGUGUUGCCGCUGUUGCCUACAACGUUGUUCUCCGACCUGGUGCUACCCUUGGUCUCGGUGCCUCCUUCGAUACCCAAAAGCUCGACCAAGCUACCCACAAGAUCGGCACAAGCUUCACAUUCGAGUCAUAG